CACGAGAAGCGGCGGCGGCGGCGGCGGCGGCAGGAGGAGCGGGCGCCUGUCCGGGGAGGGGGCGAGCAGCAUCUGCAGCCGCCAGGCCCAGGGUCGCGAUGUUGCCUGCGGCGCGGGCCGACUACCUGGCGCCCUGGUGGGCGUCGUGGCUGCACGGGCUGCCCCACUUGAGCCUCCGCCUGCAGCCGGUCUCCAGCACCUUCCGCCCGAGGGACGCCGACUACCAGCAGUCCCUGCUGCUCUUGGCUCUCGUGGGAGCUGUCUUUCUGGGCCUCAACCUGGUAUUCCUUGGUAUUUAUCUGAUCUGUCUGUGCUGCUGCAAGAGGGAGGAGGAGUCGGAGACAAAGAAGCCCAAUUCGUGCUGCAUCACCUGGACCGCUGUGGUAGCCGGCCUCAUCUGUUGUGCUGCUGUUGGCAUUGGUUUCUAUGGCAACAGCGAAACCAACGAUGGGGUUUAUCAACUGAUCUACGCCCUUAAUAAUGCUAAUCGCACUCUCUCGGAGAUUGAUUUGCUGGUCUCAAACACCUCUAUGCAGAUGAAGGUGGCUCUGGAGCAACACCUGGCGCGGCUGAACGAGAUUUUUGCCACCCGAGGCGACUACGUGCAGACGCUCAAGUUCAUGCAGCAGAUGGCAGGCAAUAUUGUGCUGCAGCUCUCGGGGCUCCCUGUCUGGAAUGACGUCACUGUAGACCUGUCUCAAGUCGCUGGUGAAGUUGGUUACGUGGAAUAUUACAGAUGGCUCUCCUACCUCUUGCUGUUCAUCCUGGACUUGGUGAUCUGCCUUAUUGCCUGCCUGGGCCUGGCGAAGCACUCCAAAUGUCUGCUUAUUGUGAUUCUAUGCUGUGGGCUUUUCACACUCAUUCUCAGCUGGUCUUCCUUUGCAGCAGAUGUUUCGGGAGCAGUGGGUACCAGUGACUUCUGCAUGGCUCCAGAUAAGUUCAUCAUGAACAUGACGCAAAGCGACCUCAGUGCAGUGAUUGUACGGUACUACCUGUAUUGCAGCCAGAGUCUGACCAACCCCUUCCAGCAGGCCCUGACCAUCUACCAGCGUUCUCUCACGACCAUGCAGAUCCAGAUCCAAGGCCUCAUGCAGUUUGCUCUCCCUCUUUUCCCUACUGCCGAGAGAGAUCUGCUAGGCAUACAGCAGCUACUGAACAAAUCAGAGGGCAGCCUCCACCAGCUGACCGCCAUGUUGGACUGCCGGGGCUUACACAAGGACUACCUGGAUGCCUUGAUUGGGGUCUGCUACGAUGGGGUGGAAGGCUUGCUGUACCUCAUUCUUUUCUCCCUCUUGGCUGCCGUGUCCUUCUCCACCGUCAUCUGUGCCGUGCCACGUGCCUGGAAGCAUUUAGCCAGCAGGGACCGGGAUUAUGACGACAUAGAUGAAGAAGACCCCUUCAAUCCGCAGGCCCGACGAAUUGCUGCCCACAACCCCAGCCGGGGGCAGCUCCGUAGUUUCUGCAGCUACAGUAGCAGCCUGGGUAGCCAGACCAGCCUGCAGCCUCCAGCACAGACCAUCUCCAACGCGCCAGUAUCAGAGUACAUGAACCAAGCUGUGCUCUUUGGUGGGAACCCACGCUAUGAAAACGUCCCACUGAUUGGAAGAGGAUCGCCUCCCCCCACGUAUUCUCCAAGUAUGCGAGCCACCUAUCUAUCGGUUAAUGAUGAUCACAGGCGACAGCACGGCCCCGAAUUUCCAGCCUAGCACUCACCUUGUAGACAAAAGCCCACAACAAACCAUGUUGCUAUAGUGGGAAACCCAGUGACAACUUGAAGGCGCACGGACAGCAGGGGAAAGAGAAUUGCCUCCACAGCGAUGCAGAAGGGCUCUCUGAGAGGGAGUUGGCUGAAGAAGACACCCGCUGGCACUAUGGGUAACCUUCCAGGGAUUAUCCCAGGUGCUCGACCGACGGCCUUUUCUCUCUCACAAUGUUUAGUCUUCCUCCCUCGCACAUGAAGGAUGGUACCCAGUGCUUCCAUCCUUUGAGGGAACUGCUCCGAAGUCUCCUCGACUCGCCAUUUCCUCCUGAUCCCUUCCUGCCACCAGUGCAUUGCCCUCCCCAAACCUCUUUUUUUUUUUUUUGGUGGAGACGGGGUGAAAUUAGGGUUUGGACUGUCAGAAGUUUAUGCACAGGCUUUCCCUCUGCACUGACUUGAGGGCUAGGUUCCCACCCCCAUUGUUGAUGGUGUGGUUCGGGCUUCUUUUUUUGUUUUUGUUCGUUUGAUUGUUUUAUUAAGAGCAAAUAACAAAGACCAGUACACUGUACAAGUAAAAAACAAACAAACACUGAUCCGCGGCGUACAGUGAGCUAAGGGAAGUUGGGCUGCUUUCCACGAAAGAAAAACACACCCCACUUUUUGGAGUCAAACGCUAGAGCGAAUUUUCUUUUUUUCCCCUCUAGAGAGGUCUCUGCACAAAAAAAAAAAGCCUAUUUCUGGCUGCUACUUCAUCAUCUCCAUUGCCCUUUUCAUAGCACCUGUUUGGUGUAGAAUGGUACGAGAUUCACGCUCAGUGUUCUCCCUUCGUCAUCGGUUACUAGAAUUAACAUACAGUUCAGCCAACAUUGCUUCGAUGGCCUCAGGUAUUAUUUAGAACAAACUGGGUUUGUUUUGUUCUUUUAUGCAUUUUGUUUGUUCUUUGUAUUACAAUAAUUGUUGUUAUUCUUUCCAGUGUUUUUAUAUCGGCUAUCCAAAGAGCAUAACCUCUUUCUCUCUCUCUCUCUCUUUCUUUUUGUCUUUUAAAAGAUUUUUAUUAUUAUUAAUUACAUGUGAGGUGAGUUAUUUUUUAAUAUGUUGAAUAAUUUACAAAUUUCUGUUUUUAGCACUGAUUUUUCUUAAUCAAAUGCCAUUGCCCGUGCAGGAGAAAACUUUGACGUAUUCAAGCAUUCUUUUCUCUCAGUGCGCUGGGGCAGGGCGGGGCGGGGUGGAUAAAAAUAACAAUGAAAAUUGGGUUGGUAUGUAGUAGGGAGAAAUGGCUCUGACCAUUGCCAAGAAGGUGCCGCUGACAGACAAUGUCCCUUGAGAGUAAUGUCUCGUCUGUUUUUGUCCAGUCGUGGACUAUGGAACACCUACUGUCUUUAGAGACUCUUGAAAGUUAUCGAUGCUAAUCGAGGGAGUCCUUUUAAACUAGAACUGGUGCUCAUCACUGCAGCGAUUGUAGCACAACUUUGGCUGUCAAUAGAAAUGGAACGCGAUUUCCCAUUUCCACCCAGUACUGAAGAGAGGGAUUCUCUUUUGCCCUUCUUCUGUGUCUCUGAGUUAAGUCCAGCUCAUGGACAUAGCCAGGAUUUAUUGGGGGGGGGGGCCACAGGACACCCGCCUGUCAUCACCCUCUGUCUAGCAGAUUUCGGAAUGAAAUGUCUCAACAACAACCAUUUUAAAUUGCUUUCUUUUUUUUGACCUCAAGUGCUCAGAAAAAUCUGUCAAAAAUCUCCAGUCAUUUGAAAACUAGGAAUUUAAAUGAAAAAUUAACGUCAGGGAGUGCUUUUCAUGCGGUAUGUUUUGCAAAAUUACAAAGGGCACAUCUUUUUUCAUCCUUUAAAAAAAAAACUAAAACAAGUUUUCUUGGACUGGCUGAAAACCUUUUCAGCACUUCCUUCUCAAAUUUCUCUCCCCCCCCCCAAGUUUUCUGUGCACCCUCAGUGAGCCCCGCCCAUUGAGACGCUCAUUGAGAGUCCAUCGUUGACCUUAACCAGGUCUUUACUCUCCACAGGGUACUGGAUGAAUGGCUGAGCAAGGGCCUUUUUCAUGGUAAAAGAGUAAAAGAUUUCUGCCACUUUUACUAGGUCCGCUGUGUUCAGCUCUUUUAACUGCUCUUUGCUGAGUUUCUUCUCCUUCCGCAUGGUGAACCACAGCUCAGCUUCGGAGUCUAAAUCUUGCAACUUAUAAAAAACUAAAACUUACUUUUAGCUAAGUUUUUUAUUUAUUUACUUGAUUCGGGCGGGCAGCUGGCACGCACGCACACACACACACACUGCUCCCCUAGCUAUGCCCAUGGUCCAGCUGGCAAUGGAUGAAUUUCUGGGGGGGGGGAGAGAAUCCAAGUAGGUCUAAAUCAGGCACCCCCAAACUUCGGCCCUCCAGAUGUUUUGGACUACAAUUCCCAUCAUCCCUGACCACUGGUCCUGUUAGCUAGGGAUCAUGGGAGUUGUAGGCCAAAACAUCUGGAGGGCCGCAGUUUGGGGAUGCCUGGUCUAAAUGGAUGAGUGGAAUGUCAGUUCACUUCCAGGACAUCCUUUUACUCAGGGGUAGUCAGUGUGUUGCCGUCUAGAUCAGGCAUAGGCAAGCUCUGCCCUCCAGGUGUUUUGGGACUAUAACUCCCAUGAUCCCUAGCUAACAGGACCAGUGGUCAGGGAUGAUGGGAAUUGUAGUCCCAAAACAUCUGGAGGGCCGAGUUUGCCUAUGCCUGCUCUAGAUGCUGUUGGAAUUCCACCUCCCACCACCCUUGUGGAUUCUCCUUCCUUGGAAGUUUUUAAGCAGAGGUUGGAUAGCCAUCUGCCAUGGAUGCUUUAGCUGAGAUCCUGGAUUGCAGGCGGUUGGGCUAGAGGACCCUUGGGUUUCCCUUCCAACUCUACAACUCUAUGAUUCUAUCCCUGACCCAUGGGCCAAUCUCACUGGGGCUGGUGGGAGCUGAUUUCAACAACGUCUGGGAGAUUCUACGUUGGCCACUCCUGCCUUACAGGUCUGGUUUCAGCUUUUCCCAAAAUCCGUUUUAACUCUCCCCUCCCUUCUUUCGUUGGUGAGGUCAAAUUUGCUCAGGCAGAUUUUCCCAAUGAACUUGCUCCACAUUUUGUACCUUGGUGUCGCAGGAACAGAAAGCAAUAUAUAUAAGCCCUUCUCGUGGGAAACACAAAGGUGCGACAGUUAACCCACACCAAAGCACAACAACUAAAAAUAAAAAAAGGCCAGAAAGCGUUUGUCAAACCUGGGCAAUUGGCAGGAUUUCCCUUGAGUAAUGCCUCGCCCACUUUUCUCCAGCAAUGGGCAGGAUUGCAAGGGAGACUUUUCAAGCAGCAUCAGCCUGGCUGAGUAGCAUUUGGGCUGCACAAAUGCUUCAGAAAUGCUUCUGCCCAACCACUGCCCACGAUCUAAGAGUGCUAAAAAACUGCAGAGGUACAAAAAGUUGCCCUCCUAAGGUUUUAAUUACUUGACAUCAACGACUCACUGUGUCUUUUAUCAAGGAUAACUUGUACAUAUCAUGUAUGGCAACAUAAUUUAUACAUUCAUCUUAUAUGUGGCUGUGUACAACUUCUUAAGGCAUGGGGGGCGGGGAGAGCCCUGGUUUUACGCUGUUUAAUCGUCUCAUUGUAACGAUGCCGUUCAGUACUUUUUUAAAUAAAUAAAAAAAACCGCAUGCGAGCUAACCUCAUCUCGGGCUCCUUUUGGAGCUGUGCCUGAUUUGUAUGUACUGACUGGGAAAUGAAUAAUAAACACUUGUACUAAAAUAAAAAUUAAAAA
This is a messenger RNA of Zootoca vivipara (common lizard), 5458 nucleotides long. It is a transcript of the gene TTYH2, whose product is annotated as tweety family member 2. Gene Ontology annotation, cellular component: plasma membrane. Gene Ontology annotation, molecular function: volume-sensitive chloride channel activity; intracellularly calcium-gated chloride channel activity. Lineage: Eukaryota; Metazoa; Chordata; Lepidosauria; Squamata; Lacertidae. The record is from RefSeq and is a predicted model, not a curated record.